Messenger RNA from Sarcophilus harrisii (Tasmanian devil), 8046 nucleotides. RefSeq names its product thyroid hormone receptor interactor 11 (gene TRIP11). Gene Ontology annotation, cellular component: Golgi apparatus. Gene Ontology annotation, biological process: endoplasmic reticulum to Golgi vesicle-mediated transport; Golgi organization. Gene Ontology annotation, molecular function: small GTPase binding. The coding region runs from base 587 to 6508 and encodes 1973 amino acids. The record is from RefSeq and is a predicted model, not a curated record. NCBI's taxonomy places the organism in Eukaryota, Metazoa, Chordata, Mammalia, Dasyuromorphia, Dasyuridae. The transcript has 21 exons.
UUCCAGGGCGACGGUUCAGGGAUUACGAAGAGGGAGCGAAGAUCUCAAUGGAUUGAAUAUAGAAGGAAGCCAGCCUUCCCUCGUUUGGUCCUCCGGCAUCCCAUCGUCCCUUGCGACACGGACACGUCCUCGCCUUGGCAGCCGCUCUGCGCCGCCGGUGCCCGGCGCCCUCUCGGUGAUCCGCCGCAGCCCCCUGGGCGGGUGUCAUGGCGGCCAGCGUCGAGUUGGCAGGAGUUGUCCGCAAGGCUGGCGGAAAGUGGCCGAAGUAGCCGGACAGACGUAUGGCUCGGGCUAUUAGGAGUUCCCGGGGAUGAGCGAGGGUCCCCACGCAGAGAAGAAUUUCUCAGAGUUGGCGAGUGUCCGUCGUUCGCGGCUCGGGAGCAGUCUGGGCGGGGGUGGGCUGUGGAGGGGCCUGCCUGUCGCUCCCCUCGGAGGUCGGCGUCGCCUUGGAAACCGGCGGAGAGCACCUGGCGGCGGAUCGCUGCGGGCCCCUGACCUAUGUAAAUAAGGGCUUGAGAUCGCGGCUACGGAACGAAACUCCAACCCGGACGCGGAGGAGGGAGCUGUUUCGAAGUCCGCCGCGGCGAUGUCUUCGUGGCUAGGCAGCCUGGGCUCUGGCCUGGGCCAGUCCCUGGGACAAGUGGGCGGCAGCUUGUCUUCUCUGACGGGCCAGAUCUCCAACUUCACCAAGGACAUGCUGUUGGAGGGCACGGAGGAGGUGGAAGAAACUACUGCAGAAUUCCAAAUAUCCAGUUCUAGGAUGAAGGAAAUUGAAGCCAUUCACAUAACCUUAAGGGCAGAGAAUGAGAGACUUAAGAAACUUUGUACUGACCUAGAAGAGAAGCAUGAAGCGGCAGAGCUUCAAAUAAAACAGCAAUCUUCAGAUUACCGAAAUCAACUACAACAGAAAGAGGUGGAAGUCAGCCAUCUAAAAGCAAGGCAGAAUGCACUACAGGAUCAGUUGCAGAAGUUGCAGACAGCUGCUCAAUCAGCGAAUUUGGAAGUUGGCAAUUUACCUUCAACAACUACAUCAGCUUCCUUUGUUCCUGGAAUUAGUCAUCAUGUUUCAGCUUUUCAUGGCGAUGACAUGGACUUUGGGGAUAUAAUUUGGUCACAGCAAGAAAUAAACAGAUUGUCAAAUGAAGUUUCAAGACUUGAAUCUGAAGUUGCCCAUUGGAGACAUAUUGCUCAGUCUUCCAAAGCACAAGGAACAAAUAGUUCUGAUCAGAGUGAAGUCUGUAAACUACAGAAUACUGUCAAGGAGCUUAAACAGAAGUUAAGUCAGGAAAUUGAUGAUCAUCAACAUGAAUUGUCAGUUUUACAAGAUGCACAUCGGCAUAAACUAGGAGAGAUAAGUCGUAGGCAUAGAGAAGAGUUGGGUGAAUAUGAAGAAAGAAUUGAAGAACUUGAAAGUCUAUUACAUCAAGAUGGCUCAGAGAUUAAACUCCCUGAUCAUUCUAAAGUUCAUGAAAUGCAAAAAACAAUUCAGAUUCUACAAACUGAAAAAACUGAGUCAGUGAAGAAAAUACAAGAACUUGAGGUUGAAAUAAAAGAUAAACAUGAAAAAUUGUCAUUAACAGAAAAUGACAAAGAAAUCUUAAAGAAAGUACAAGAACUUUUAAAUGUGGAAAAAAGUCAGGUAAUACAAGAAUGUGAAAGACUGAAAAUGGAAGUCAGUCAUUUUAUUAUGAUUGAAGAAGAAAGAAUUCUCCCAGAUAAUAUGUCUGUCAAAGAGGAGCUGUUGAGAUUACAACAAGCAUUGUCUGAUGCACAAAAGGAAAUAAUGAGACUGAGUAGUUUAAAUCAGGGAAACAUUCUUCCUGAAGACAGUCUAGAACUUAAGAAGAAUCUGCAAAUACUGAAAGAAGAAAAUUCAUCUUUGAAUCAAGAAAAGGAAGAACUUCAAAAAACACUUUUAACAUUUCAAAAUGAACCUGAAAGCAUUAUUAAGUUCACAUCUACUGAAGACAUGAAUUUGAAAUUAGAAUUAAGUAAUUUAAAAAUUGAUUUGGAAACAAAGAACCUAGAACUUAAUGAAAGUAUUGCUGAAAAAGAAACAUUAAUAGCAGAGUUAGAAGAACUGGACAAACAGAAUCAAGAAGCUACUAAGCAUAUGAUUUUGAUGAAAGAGCAACUAUCAAAACAACAUAAUGAAGCAGAUAUUACCAUUAGCAAACUAAUACAAGAUGUAAAUGAUGAAAAGAAGAGAGUUUCUCAACUUGAAAAUGAAAAGAUGAAAAUUACUAAAGAACUAGAAGUACAGAAAGAAAAGUUUAACCAAGGAGAAGUUGCCCUUCAUGAUUUAAAUAUAAAUAACCAAGAACUUGAGAAUAAGAUUAAGGAUUUAAGAGAUCAGCUAGAUAAAUCACAAGAAUACAUUUUGAACAUUAAAAAGGAAAAUUCAGAGCUUCAGGAAAAAUUAAAACAGAAUGAAAAGGAUCUUUUUAUCACUAGGAAUGACUUAACUAAGCUUCUCAAUCAAGAAUCUAAUAGUAACUUUCAGUGUCACUUACUUAAAGAAAAGGAAACAGAAAUUGGGAACUUAAAUAAACAUCUUUCAGAAAUGAAAGAACUCAAUAAAAAUUUAGAGAAAAUUGUUCUUGAUGUUAAAAUGGAAAAUGAAAAAUUGGCUUUAGCUUGUGAAGAUGUAAAACAGCAACUUCAGGAAUCAGUUACUGUUAAGAAUCAGGUUUCCCUAGAAAAAGAUACCAUUAUUGAAGCUUUAAGAAUGGAGAAAGGGCAAUUGGAGGUACAAUUACAUCAGUCUGAAAAGAGAUUGUUGGAGCAAGCUCACAAAUAUGAGCAAACUAUUGAAGAACUGUCAAAUGCACGCAAGAUGAAUACUUCUGCCUUACAGUUGGAACAUGAGUGUUUAAUUAAACUUAAUCAAGAGAAAGAUUUUGAGAUUGCAAAACUCAAAAACAAAAUUGAGCAGAUGGAUAGUGACCAUAAAGAAACUAAAGAAAUCCUAACAAGAAGUUUAGCAGAGCAAAAGGAGUUAAUAGAACUCAUAAAAGAGAAAGAGAUAUUCAUUGAACAACUUCAAGACAAAGAAUUAAAACUUCAGAAGAAACUUGAUACACAUAUUCAGAUUUCAGAAAAAAACAAAAUUUUCAGACAAACUUUAGAAGAAAAAGAUAAAAAUCUUGCAAUUAUGAAAGAAGAAAAUAAUCAUCUGCAGGAAGAACUUGAAAGACUCAGGGACCAACAAAGUAGAUCUGUACCCAUAGCUGAGCCUAAAACCUUGGAUAUUAUCACUGAACUUGAAACUGAAGUAACACAAUUGAAUGUAAUAAAGGGAAAUCUUGAAGAUGAAAUAAAAUGUUGCCAAAAGACAAUUGAGGAUCAAAAUCAGAAUGAAAUGAAACUUUUACAGACUUUACAAGAACAGAAAAAGGAAAUAGAUGAGUUUAAAUCCCAACAUGAACAAAUGAGCAUUACACAUACACAACUCUUUUUAGAAAAAGAUGAAGAAAUAAAAAAUUUACAAAAGACAAUCAAUCAAAUUAAAACUCAGUUGCAUGAAGAAAGACAGGACAUCCAGACAGAAACCUCUGAUAUCUUUCAGGAGACUAAAGUUCAAACACUUAAUGCAGAAAAUGGAAAUGAAAAGCAUGAUUUAUCAAAAGCUGAAAUUGAAAGAUUGGUAAAGGGAAUAAAGGAAAGGGAGAUGGAGAUUAAGCUUUUAAAUGAAAAGAAUGUUUCUUUAACUAGGCAGAUUGAUCAGUUGUCCAAAGAUGAAGUUGGUAAAUUGAAGCAAAUCAUUAAACAGAAAGAUUUGGAGAUACAGGCUCUUCAUGCCAGAAUUUCUUCUGCAUCUUACAUGCAGGAUGUUGUUUACCUUCAACAGCAACUUCAAGCUUAUGUUGUGGAAAGAGAACAAUUAUUUUCUGUUUUGAAUGAAAAGACUAGGGAAAAUAGUCAGUUGAAAACAGAAUAUCAUAAAAUCAUGGAUAUAGUAGCUGCCAAAGAAGCAGCUCUUUUAAAACUUCAAGAUGAAAACCAACAAUUGAAUAGUAGAUUUGAAAGUAGUGGCCAGGACAUGUUUAAAGAAACCAUUCAAAACUUAUCUCGUAUCAUUAGAGAAAAAGACAUUGAAAUAGAUGCAUUAAGUCAGAAAUGUCAGACUUUACUGACUGUUUUACAGACAUCUGACUCUGGUAAUGGUAAUGAGGUUGGGAGUGUUAAUAGUAAUCAGUUUGAGGAACUUCUACAGGAACGUGAUAAAUUAAAACAGCAAGUAAAGAAGAUGGAAGAGUGGAAGCAACAAGUAAUAACAACAGUGCAAAAUAUGCAACAUGAGUCUGCUCAGCUUCAAGAGGAGCUUCAUAAACUUCAAGCUCAGGUUUUGGUUGAUAGUGAUAAUAAUUCCAAGUUACAGGCAGACUAUAAUGGUUUAAUCCAGAGUUAUGAACAGAAUGAAACCAAGCUCAAAUGUUUUGGUCAAGAGUUGGCACAAGUUCAGCAUAGCAUAGGGCAGCUUCAUAAUACCAAGGAUCUUCUUCUGGGAAAACUUGAUGUUGUCUCACCUCAGCUGUCAAUUAGAUCUUCAGUUGUUUUACCUAUGAGAGACAGACAAUCUGAAAUACCAAAUGAGACUUCUAAAUCUCUACAACAAGAAUUAGACCAGCUAAGGAAAAUAUUACAAGAAAAAGAUGCAACAAUUAAGACUCUUCAGGAGAAUAAUCAUAGAUUGUGUGAUUCUGUUGCUGCCACGGCAGAGCUUGAAAGAAAGGAACAUGAAGAAAUUGACUCAGAGAUUAAGCAGAUUAAGGAGAAACGAGAUAUUUUACAAAAAUCGCUUAAGGAAAAAGAUCUCUUAAUCAAAGCUAAAAGUGAUCAGUUACUUUCUUUAAAUGAAAAUCUAACUAACAAAACAAAUGAAAAUGAACUUUUAAAGCAGGCUGUAACAAACCUUAAAGAGAGAACUUUAAUUUUAGAAAUGGAUAUUUGUAAACUAAAGGAAGAAAAUGAAAAAAUUAUAGUCAUGUCCAGGGAAAAGGAAACAGAAUUUCGAGCUCUACAGGAGACCAAUAUGCAGGUUUCUAUGAUGCUGAGAGAAAAAGAGUUUGAAUCAAAUUCAAUGAAGGAAAAAGCUCUUGCUUUUGAGAAACUAUUAAAAGAAAAAGAACAGGGUAACACUGGGGAGUUGAAUCAGUUAUUAAAUGAAGUUAAGUCUAUGCAGGAUAAGGCAGUUAAGUUUCAGCAGGAGAGAGACCAAGUCAUGUUGGCCCUGAAGCAGAAACAAAUGGAAAGCAAUUCCCUACAGAAUGAGGUUCAACAUUUUCGUGACAAAGAAUCUCGCUUAAACCAGGAGCUAGAAAGAUUGCGUAACCAUCUUUUAGAAAUGGAAGAUUCUUAUACCCGUGAAGCUUUGGCUGCAGAAGAUCGAGAAGCUAAACUAAAAAAGAAAAUUACAGUUUUGGAAGAAAAGAUAGUUUCAUCCUCUAAUGCAGUGGAAAAUGCCAGUCAUCAAGCCAAUCUCCAGGUGGAAUCUUUGCAAGAGCAAUUGAAUGUAGUUUCCAGACAGAGAGAUGAAACUGUACUUCAGCUUUCUCUUUCUCAGGACCAAGUAAAACAGUAUGCAUUGUCACUAACUAAUCUACAGAUGGUACUAGAACAAUUUCAGCAAGAAGAAAAAGCUAUGUAUUCAGCUGAACUAGAAAAGCAAAAGAAAGAAAUAACGGAAUGGAGGAGAAAAGCAGAGAAUCUAGAAGGGCAGGUUAUGUCAUUGCAGGAAAACUUGGAAGAAGCAAAUGCUGCCUUAGAUUCAGCAUCAAGACUCACAGAGCAAUUGGAUCUCAAGGAAGAACAAAUCGAAGAACUUAAAAAACAAGGUGAGCUCCGUCAGGAAAUGUUAGAUGAUGUACAGAACAAAUUGGUAAACCUAAUAAAUAGCACAGAAGGAAAAGUAGACAAGGUAUUAAUGAGAAAUCUCUUUGUUGGACAUUUCCAUACACCAAAGAAUAAACGUCAUGAAGUGUUAAGAUUAAUGGGAAGUAUCUUGGGAAUUAAAAAAGAGGAAAUGGAACAGUUGUUGAAUGAAGAUCAGCGUGGUGUCACUAGAUGGAUGGCAGGAUGGCUUGGUGGAGGAGGAUCAAAAAGUGUACCUAGCACACCUCUGAGACCAAAUCAGCAAUCAAUGUUCAAUAGUUCUUUUUCAGAACUCUUUGUCAAGUUUCUGGAGACAGAAUCCUGUCCAAGCCUUCCUCCACCAAAGCUCUCUGUUCAUGGUUUGAAACCUUUAGAUUCGCCAGAAAGGGGAAAACUAACUAAUUCAGCAUCAGAUACAAAAGGAUCUGGAAGCAGUAGACGACCAGAUGUAAAUCCAUUCUUGGCACCACGUUCUGCAGCUGUACCUCUAAUUACCCCAGCUGUGCAUGGAGUUAGUGGAACUGGACAUUUGCUUAUGAAGCCCAUUUCAGAUGCUUUGCCUACAUUUACACCUUUGCCAGUUUUACCUGAUAACAGUGCUGGUGCUGUGCUCAAAGAUCUCUUAAAGCAAUAGAUGAUGCUGAAAGCUGAGUUAAGAUAUAGCACUUUAAAGAAGCCGUGAACACUUUUUGUAAAUACCUUACCACAAGAGGCCUUUUGGAAAAAGUCAUAUACUUGUUUGCAUUUUUUUCUUAUUUCUCUAAAUUUGAUUAUGAAGUAGUGAAUGCUUCUGGGAAUUGCAUAUAUCCCAAAUUAAGUGCCCAAUGCCCAGUAUUUUUUUUUUCUUUGUUGACUCUACAAGCUCAUUUUUGGCUGAUGGAAAUUUGAUCUGUCAUUUUCUACCGCAAAAGAGAUGUAUGGUGGAUGUUAGAAUGACCAAUGAUAAUGUUUUGGGUUAUUCCUUCUCUGGCCCAAGUUGUUUUUAGGGAAAAAAAAAUUAUUAGAAGCCAAAGUACAGGAAUUUGGUGGAGUAAUUCUAGACUUCUUUGUUUAGUGGAGAAAUCAGAAUCAAAGCAUGUUCUAAGCUGUUCUGGAGCACUUAAUUUAGGCAUGCCUAAUUUUUUUCCUUUCAUAAAUUAUGACGGAUUUAUUAAGCCAAGCCAAAGUGGAAUGUGCUGCUUGAUUCUGAGAAUAUUUCUAAGAGGAUAGCCUAUUACUGAUAUCAAAUAUGCAAAAAGAAAUUAUUUAAAAUUGAAAUUCUAAAAGAGUCUGUCCAAAUCAGAAAUUUUCUGUAUUUGGUUUUUACUGGUAUGUGAUCAUUAGCAUUUUUUAAAUGAGGCAGUUGGUGUCAUGAUUAGUUGUACUAUAAUUGUAGUUAAAUAGAUGGAGUAGUGUAGUUAAGUAACUAUAUACAAAUUAAUUAUGUAAUGGUACAUUUAGUUUCAAGAUAGCAUUUUUUUUUUCUGAUUUGAGGGUUUUUUAUGAGACACACUAAGAAAGUCAAGUUGUUUUUGACGGUGAUAUAAUCUAGACCACCAGCACCAAGAGUUUGAAAUUAGAGAAAGUGUAUUUCUUUUAAUUUUAUACAAAACCUUCAUAAAGAAAUAAUGCCAACCUGGAAUUUAAUUAAUUGUAUCAGGAUGUUAAUAUUUGUAUUAGAAGUUGAAGAUGUACAUUUAAAAACACAUUUCUUGCCAUUUUUGUAAAUUUCCAUGUGGAUUUAAAAUGUAAACAUCUGUAUAGAAAUGAAAAGUUAAAAGAUACUUAUCCAAAUAUGUAAAUAGAUCUGGUUAAUGCCAGAACUGAAGCUGGUUAUUUAUAAAUUUUGCUAUAAUUAACUGUAUACUUUGUACUUUGUGAGACAGACUGGAAGAUUUUUAAUUAUACGUGGAUAGGUAGAACUUACCUUCUGAAAAAUUGAAUCCCUAGGACAAUGCUGUCUCAUAUUCUUGAUAUCAUUUCAUUUAUUUCAUCACCUAACUAGUUUUAUCCUCAUUCCUUAUUAAGUCUAUGUUAAAAAGGAAGUUAUCAUUCAAGUUCUAUAUUAGAACUGUCACACUACUCUGUUAGCUAUAUUCCAUUGUUUCCCCUUGAAAUUUUUACUGUUAUAAGACAUAUUUAAAAUACAAGAUUGUAUAGAAUCUUCCAAAACAAUAAAUAUAACAAAUUUUU